AUGCUAGCAGCGUGGAAUGUGCGGGGGCUAAACAACGUGGGCAAGCUUAGGGAGAUUCACUCCCGUCUCCUAGAACUUCGUCCAAAAAUUAUUGCGUUACUAGAAAGUCGUGUCAAAGUGAAAAAUGUGCCUUCCGUCCGGAAUAAACUCAUGCUGCGGGGCAACUUUGCAGACAACUACCAACAUCAUGCUAAUGGCAGGGUUUGGAUGUAUUGGGAUUCAAAUGAAGUUGAUGUUAAAAUUGUUACUUCUUCCAGCCAAUUCAUCCAUUGUGGUAUUCAUGACAUGGCUGGGAAUUUCUUAUUUUGGUUAACUGUUGUUUAUGCCUUGAAUAGACUCGAGCAAUGUUGCUGA
Lathyrus sativus (Indian pea) is the source of this 354-nucleotide messenger RNA. The record is from the annotation of a GenBank genome assembly. Lineage: Eukaryota; Viridiplantae; Streptophyta; Magnoliopsida; Fabales; Fabaceae.